AACAACAAGUCCAUAUAUGACAUCAAGGAAGUGUUCGCCAUUUACCGGUGUGUGGCAAGAGCCAGACAUGUCUCAGUGUAACAAUACAGAGUGGAUCACUAGAGAACUAAAGAACAUCACCAUCAAAGGCAUUGAUGAAGAAAAUUUUGAACCUGUUUCAACAAAGUUCCUAUAUAUUUCCGAGAAAUCAGUGUAUUUCAAAAAAGAAGAUAUUGACUUGGCUGUAGUUGUACUUGAGAAAAUGGUGCCAUUGACAUCGAAUGUGUCCGUCAAUAUAACACUGAACAACGUACUUCCUAGUAUCAACAGUAUGAUAAACACACCGGAGAAGAUUUUGUUUGAGGCAGAACAAUUUAAUAGAAGUGUCAACAGAAUUCUGGACAUCAUAGAAACAAUCCCAGAACAGAUUCCACUGGGAGAGCAGUCAGUCACAGCUUUAUAUUCUAAUCUUGGUAUUGGUGCUGCCAAAGUGGAGAAGGACACUUUCAACGGCCUCACUUAUGCUGUUUCAUAUGGAACCAAUGAAACGGAAGCAAGUACUGAGAUACAUCAGGACUCUGACUCAAAAAUAGAUGAUACGAUGGACUUCAUUUCUUUACCAAAGAGUUUAUUAAAACAUAUGAAAGACGAAGAACUGUUAAACAUUUCAAGGAUUUCCAUGGUCAGUUUGCGGGACGAUAAGCUAUAUAGGGUAACACAAAUCUAAUACCAAAGCAAAUACUAAAAUUAACAGCCAUAUUUUUGCUGUAAAUAUUCCUAACGUUCAUGCCCCAGUUACCAAUCUUGAUGAACCAAUUAGAAUAUUACUCCAUGUAACA
Molecule: messenger RNA, 818 nt
Organism: Octopus sinensis (East Asian common octopus)
Lineage: Eukaryota; Metazoa; Mollusca; Cephalopoda; Octopoda; Octopodidae
Product: adhesion G protein-coupled receptor A2-like
Exons: 5
Coding region: 17-706 (229 amino acids)
Biological process (GO): cell surface receptor signaling pathway
Cellular component (GO): plasma membrane
Source: RefSeq, a predicted model, not a curated record